AUGAAAGCUGACCACAAGCUUUUGACUUCAAGCAUUCAGUCAUCAUCCAUGGCUGAAAGCGGAUCGCCGUGCAAUCUAGGGUUCCGAUUGGAUAUAAAUCAGAUCUUGUCAGAAGCCCAACAUCGCUGGUUAAGGCCUGCUGAAAUAGCUGAAAUACUAAGAAACUAUCAAAAGUUUCAUAUUUCUCCUGAGGCUCCAAAUAAGCCAGUCAGUGGUUCUGUUUUUCUCUUCGAUCGAAAGGUAUUGCGAUACUUCCGGAAGGAUGGACAUAAUUGGAGAAAGAAAAAGGAUGGGAAAACUGUAAAAGAAGCCCAUGAGAAACUGAAGGUCGGAAGUGUUGAUAUGUUGCACUGUUACUAUGCUCAUGGCGAGGAUAAUGAAUACUUCCAAAGACGCAGCUACUGGUUGCUUGAAGAGGAUCUCAUGCACAUAGUUUUUGUACACUAUCUGGAAGUCAAGGGUAAUAAGAUGAACAUCAGCUCUCUUAGAAGCAGUGAUACAGUUGCAUCAAAUUCCGAAAAUAAUAGCUUAUUAUCUUCCAGUUUCCGUGGAACUAGCCCCAGCAGUACCAUGUCAUCAGCAUAUGAAGAUGCUGAAUCAGAAUUCCCUGUGGAGGAUAAUCACCAAGCUAGUUCUAGAUUUCAUUCAUAUGUAGAGUCACCAUUUACAGUCAGAAGUGAUUAUGUUCAAUCAAGCUCGUGUAACCAACUCUCCCUUCCAGACGGUUCGUUGCACCACCCAUCCACAAACCAAAAUUCGAUACCGAGUUUGCCUCGUGAUCAUGGACGUAACUUCUUUGAGGAAAAAUCUCUUCCACUGAAUCAACAGAAUUUCGAGCCAUUUUGCAUCCUUCCUCAUGGGCAGUCUGUGCAAAAGAAUCUUCAAAUGCCUCCUUUAGAUGCAGAGACUGGAAACGCUAUAAAUCCAAGUAUGGAGAAUGUUCUGAGUAUGAUAGAAAAUGAAAACUACUCAAUUCUUAUGAAAAAGCCAUUGAUAAGUGGCUUGCAGAAAGAUGAAAGCCUAAAAAAAGUUGACAGCUUUUCCCGUUGGAUGGCUAAUGAACUUGGAGGAUCUGGUGAACUGAAUUUGCAGUCGGAUAAUGGAAUUUCAUGGAGUAUCAUGGGGAGUGAGUAUGACUCUAAUAUGCCUGGUACAUUGCAAGCGGAUACAGACACACUGAACCCGUCAAUUUCUCAGGACCAACUGUUCAGCAUUAUUGAGUGUUUGCCGAACUAUGCUUAUUCAGACUUGGAAACCAAGGUACUUAUCUCUGGAAUCUUUCUCAAGAGUAAACAAGAGUUGCCAAAAUGCAGAUGGUCAAUUAUGUUUGGUCAAGAGGAGGUUGCAGCUGAAGUUUUAGCAGAUGGAGUUCUUUGUUGCCUGGCGCCACCUCACGAGCCUGGACUUGUCCCAUUCUAUGUAACUUGUUCGAACAGGUUGGCCUGUAGUGAAGUACGAGAAUUUGAAUACAGACCUGCAGCGCACCAUAUGGGUUCUGUUUAUGGCCAUGCUAAUCUUGCAAUUGUCAUGCAUCUUUAUCAGCGAUUUGAGAUGAUAUUGUCCCGUGAACCUACUGCUAGUUGUGUUAAUUUUGUUGGAAAUGACUAUGAGAGACAUAAUAUAGUCAAUAAAAUUGUUUCUAUGAUGGAGGAGGAGAAUAACCAGGAAAUAAAGCUGAUUUCAGACGACACAUCAGUGCGGAAGGGGAGUCCGCAAGUACUCCUUGAGAAGCAGCUAAAGGAGAAGUUUUACUCUUGGCUUGUGCGCCGAGUAACUGAGGAUGGCAAGGGCCCAACAGUUCUUGAUGAAUGGGGUCAAGGUGUUCUGCACUUGUCAGCUGCUCUUGGGUUCAAUUGGGCCCUUCAGCCAAUUAUAAUUUCCGGAAUCAGUAUAGAUUUUCGUGAUGUGAAUGGAUGGACCGCACUUCACUGGGCUGCUUUCUAUGGCAGAGAGGAGACAGUCGCCGCCCUUGUUUCUCUAGGCGCGACUCCCGGGGCCCUAACCGACCCAUCUGCUGAAUGCCCUCUGGCCAGAACCCCUGCUGAUCUGGCCUCUUUGAGUGGGCACAAAGGGAUAUCCGGUUUUCUCGCUGAGUCUUCCCUGACCACCCAACUCUCAAACCUCGGAGUUGAUGAUCAAAGCACAUCAGAGGUUUCAGGAGCCAAAGCAGUACAGACAGUUUCCGAACGUUCGGCACUCUCGACAGGCGAGGGUGACGUGCCGGACGCGCUCUCCCUCAAGGACUCACUUGCAGCCGUCUGUAACGCCACUCAGGCGGCUGCACGCAUACAUCAGAUUUUCCGGAUUCAGUCAUUUCAGAGGAAGCAGUUUGUCGAGAAGGGUGUUGAUGGGCUGCUGGGUCCAGACGAGCGUGCAAUUUCUCUUACUGCCACUAGAGCCUCUGGCUUGGGCCAGUCGGGUCGUACGGCCAAUGCUGCUGCAGUGCGUAUCCAGAAAAAGUUUCGUGGUUGGAAGAAGCGGAAAGAGUUCCUGUUGAUUCGGCAGAAAGUUGUGAAGAUCCAGGCUCACUUCAGGGGGCAUCAGGUCAGGAAGAAAUAUAAACCUAUUAUCUGGUCAGUGGGGAUAAUGGAGAAGGUGAUCCUGCGAUGGAGGCGUAAGCGAAGUGGCUUACGUGGAUUCCGGUCUGAUGCUGUCCCGAAAGUGCCAAACGCACAGGAAACCUUUUCACAGGAAGAUGAUUAUGACUUUCUUAAAGAAGGGAGAAAACAAACUGAAGAGAGGAUGCAAAAAGCACUUUCUAGGGUGAAGUCCAUGACUCAAUACCCUGAAGCUCGAGCUCAGUACCGUAGGCUGUUGACUGCUGCUAAAGACUUCAGAGAAUCUAAGGAGGAGACUUCAGACACGAUUCCAGAAAGCAUUGAAAAUGUAAAUUACCCCGAGGAGGAUUUACUUGAUAUCGAAAGCCUCUUGGAUGACGAUACUUUCAUGUCUUUGGCUUUCGAAUGA
Molecule: messenger RNA, 2967 nt
Organism: Striga hermonthica
Lineage: Eukaryota; Viridiplantae; Streptophyta; Magnoliopsida; Lamiales; Orobanchaceae
Source: the annotation of a GenBank genome assembly